Molecule: messenger RNA, 1152 nt
Organism: Macrosteles quadrilineatus (aster leafhopper)
Lineage: Eukaryota; Metazoa; Arthropoda; Insecta; Hemiptera; Cicadellidae
Product: SAC3 domain-containing protein 1
Exons: 8
Coding region: 81-1127 (348 amino acids)
Biological process (GO): spindle assembly; centrosome duplication
Cellular component (GO): centrosome; spindle; nucleus
Source: RefSeq, a predicted model, not a curated record
UAGGGCUAGGUGGACGCUGAGCUGAGCUGAGUGCUGACUGCUGACGCUGGGAAUAACAGGAAAGCGGGAAGUUUUAUAAUAUGGAUUCAAAUAUCGUGAGAGGAACUUGCAUUCUUAUGUGCCCUGACCAGGAAAUAGAAAUGAGACAAAGGGAAGGCCUGAUCCAUGUUCUGGAGGCUAGAAGAGACGGUGGAGGAAGAGGUACUCGAUUAACAGCUGAUCGUAGGAAGAUGGUCAAGAUGUACACUCGCUCGGCCGCAGGGAAGGACCUGCUACAGCCUGACCUGCUGCGACCUCCGCCUAUCCUACGGAGAACCAUCAACUACCUCCUCAGCAGUGUUGUGGCAGAAAGUGAGACUCCAUGGACAACCGUGUAUCAUUUCGUAGAGGACAGACUACGAGCCAUCAAUCAAGACAUGGUUGUGCAGCAGAUUCCUCCCCACAUGAGCACCAACAUCCUCGAACCCAUCGUCCGCUUCUACGCUUAUGCAUCUUACAGGUUAUGUGAAGAGCCUAUUGAUAACUUUGAUCCACAUUUGAAUUCAACACAACUGAACAACAGUCUGAAACACCUGUUGGUGUGUUACGACUCGGACGAGAAACAAGAUGAGAUAUCCGUCACCAGAGAUCAGAUGGAAGCUCUCUACGGACUGUUACAUCUGGGGAAUGUUGAGGCCCUUUAUAGGCUGCUGUCCAUUAAAUCCCACAGUGGCAGUCAGUCUAGAACAGUUCUGAAGAUGUCUUUGGCCCACUUCUGUAACGAUUACGUGACAGUUUUCCGUCAGUUACGUCAUUUGUCUCCUUUACUGUGCUGUGUGGCUGCUCUGCAUGUCCCCCAGAUUAGAAGAAAGACGCUAUCGGUCAUGAACAGUGCAUACAGCAGCAAAAACUUGCGAUACAGUCUGUCAAAACUUACAUCACUACUGUUAUUUGCGAAUGAUGAAGAUGCUGCAGAAGAGUGUAAAUAUUAUGGUUUGUCAGUCGACGAAGACGGAGUUCACUUUUUGAAAGGGACUUUUGACAACUCUACCAAAGAAAGACCACCAAAGAAGUUCAAGUUCCUAGAUGAAAAUCUUACCAACAUUUCUCUGCCAGAUAUUUUACUUUGUGUUGAUCCUGAUAGCUAAAUAAAAAAAAAAUAUUUUAAAUACC